CCUCCCUGGGAGGCGGCACUUCACCCCUUCAACCUCGCUUACACUUCUUCAAUACUCCUCGCUAUGCCUCUGGCAUUUGGGGGAGCUCUUCAAUCCCUUAACGGGAGCACGGCGGCUGACGCGCUGAGACCUGAGGAGGCGUGGCUCCGCACCGGAAAAACCUCCGGUUGCCCGGGGAACGCCACGCACCACGGCGCCUGACCCGCCACUGAUGCUUGGGCUGAGCCAGAGGCUACCCCUUCACCCAACUUGCGGAGGCGGCUUUGCUCAGGCCCAGGAAUCCUUCCUGUGGAGGCCUAGAGAGGAAGGCUGAGGGACGCCCGCACCAUAUUCCCAUUGCAGAGAGGGAUACGAGCGAGUGCGUCCAUUCCUGUUCUUCAGCAGCUCCCGGGCCCGCAGGACUAAUCUCAAAGACCAGCUGGUUUGUAAAUACUUGACUCACAUUAUGGGAUUGCUAGACAGACUUUCAGGCUUGCUUGGCCUGAGGAAGAAGGAGGUUCAUGUUUUGUGCCUUGGGCUGGAUAAUAGUGGCAAAACAACAAUCAUUAAUAAACUUAAACCUUCAAACGCUCAAUCUCAAGAUAUAGUUCCAACAAUAGGAUUCAGCAUAGAGAAAUUCAAAUCGUCCAGUUUGUCUUUUACAGUGUUUGAUAUGUCAGGUCAAGGAAGAUACAGAAAUCUCUGGGAACACUAUUAUAAAGAAGGACAAGCCAUUAUUUUUGUCAUUGAUAGUAGUGAUAGAUUAAGAAUGGUUGUGGCCAAAGAAGAACUUGAUACUCUUCUGAAUCAUCCAGAUAUUAAGCACCGCCGAAUACCAAUUUUAUUCUUUGCAAACAAAAUGGAUCUUAGAGAUGCAGUGACAUCUGUAAAAGUGUCUCAGUUGCUGUGUUUAGAGAACAUCAAAGAUAAACCAUGGCAUAUUUGUGCUACUGAUGCCAUAAAAGGAGAAGGAUUGCAAGAAGGUGUAGACUGGCUUCAAGAUCAGAUCCAGGCUGUGAAGACAUGAAAAGAUAGUAUUCGGAAACCUCAACAAUUUUCAAUUCAAGGCAUAUAUAUUAAGGCAAACUGAAUACUUUAAAUGUUUUGAAAGUUUUUACAUCUAAGAAUACUUGAUAAUCUUCUGCUUGCAUUUAUGGACUCUGAAUGAGGUUUUUAAGAACAUAAGACUUCAGGUAUGCUAAUCUGGCCAUUAAUUAUAUAAAAACUAAAUGUUUCCUGAAGGGCUCCCUCCCCAGAAUUAUCAACUUCUUGAAAGGUCUACAUUUGAUUGUAAUUAGAAUGUGUAAAGUCAGAGUUAUCUCAGUAUCUCAUCUUGAUUUAUGAUAUCUUUAAUGCAUUUUAUUUUUUUAAUUGUCUUCUAAAAACUUAGCUUAUGAUAUGACUUUGUAGUAUGAUUAUGCUUGUGAAAAAGAACUUUUAAAUAUUUAUAAGGGACCAUGGGUAAUUAAUAUAUAUUAAAGUUUUGCUAUAUGUCACCAUCAAUAAAACAUAAAAUGUAAUAUACAAACUAGUGUGCUUUAUAUGCUGAAAAGAAUAAUGCUGUGUUAAUAUGGUGUUUGGUGUUUUACUGUCAAACAUUUGUAAAUUACCUGAGACCAAGUUAAGCUGAAUUUAUUUAUUCAGUGAAUAAAACACUGAAUAAAUAAAUGAAACAUCUCUGUACCUAUACUAGUUUGGCAUUGUCCUAGGCAAUGGUGAUACAAGGUAAACAAAACAUAUUCCUUAUCCUCAGAGAACUUAAAAUUUAAUGAGGGAGAAUUUGAGAAUCUUUUCAUACAGAGUAUCUAAUUUUAUUUCAUUGGCUGACUGAAAAUAUUGCAUUUUAAUAUUAAGAGGUAUAAAAAUGAAUUAAUGUGAUUCUUCAUAAUUAUUACAACUGACUUAUUCUUUCUUCCUUUAAAAUAUCUCCAGUUUACUGCAGUACUUUGUUAAAAUAGACUGUGACUCACCAACUGUGUUUUUCCUGGGCAUAAACUGCUACAAAAAUGUUUUUUAGAAUUUUAAACAUAUCUCUGCCAUCUACUGUAUGCAAAUUGUGUUACUUCUCACAACUUAGAGACUGCUUAUAAUUGUAAACUCUAAAUAGAAGCUUUCAUUUUUAAUUAAUCACUGGGAAACAGUGGAUAGAGCAAUGGUGUAAAUCCUGAAAAAUAUUACAUAUAAAGAAAAACUGUAAUAUAUAAUGUGUAACAUCAUAAAUAUCCUUAGGUGUGAAAAUGAUAAAAACAGAAGACAAAAGGUAAGUGAGUAAUAAAGAUGUAUUAUGAUAACUACAGUAGUGGUAUGUUUCACAGAGAUUUGAAUAAAAUAUUUUUAAAACUUCAGUAAAAGUUCUAUAAUUCAGUUUCUCUUAGUCCAGAAAUCCCAGUGCUUUCGAAUUUGGCACAUUGAAAGUCAUCCAGAAUAUUCCAGUGAUCCAGCAUUUUAGCUAGCUUGCCAGCCUCUCAUAAAUUGUUUUGAAGAAGAUACAAAGUAAGUCUCAUUAAUCUAGAGGUGCCUCAAAUAUAAAAAAGACAUGAAGAUGAAAACACUGUAAUUCAACAAAAAAACCCUAAUAUGCUAUAACUAUUUUAGGAGGAUGGAGAAAGGGGUGUUUUAAGAGAAUUCAAAUCCUCAUCUACCGUAAGGUAACAAUAACAAUAAUAAAAGCUAUCACUAUAUUUUGAGCAAGAUAUUAUUACAUGUAUGGGAUUUUGCAUCAUAUAAUCCUCAUAAUAGCCUUAUGUAGUAAUUCUAGUGUUUGUUUUAUAGACAAGGAAACUGAGGCCUAAAAAAGGUUGUUUAUGGUCACAGAGCUAGUAAAUGGUGGUGCUGGGAUUCAGAACCAAACAGUCUGUUUAAAAUGGAUGAUUCAAGAGCUAAGAGUAUUACUGAUUUUAGAAAUAUAGAGAUAUCUGCCAUAAGAAUAGCUAAAAGGAUGGGAAAAAUCUCUCACUGGGGUGGGAGACCAGGAUUGGGGUGCUGGAGGUCAGGGACAAGGGACUACUGUUUUUUUCUUUUUGCUUGUUUUAAGUCUAUUAACACUUCAAACUUUAAACUCUGGACAAGAUGACUAUGAUAAAAAUAAUUCUUGAAAUUAUGUUGAUUUGUUGAUUCUAAAUUAGUAUUCCACAAACUACAGUAAUUUACACCUAUGCAAAUAUGUAGAAGAGAGUACUAAAUGCUUCCUUUGUUUUCAUGAUCUCCAGAUCUAGUUUAUAGUCUAUAAACAUCCAUUCAUACUCUACAUUUUCAUGUAAAGAUUAUGUAGAAGCAAGUUGGGCUACAGUGGUCACAGCAUGCCAUGUGUGCAUACACUGAGGUUAUUGCAUUUGUAUUUAACAUAUUAUGCAAUUAAAAUUUAUUGCAUUAAAGCUCAAGCAAGUGUUUUUUUAUGUUUAGACAUCACUGUGUUAACAAAGUUUAAUUCAUUAAGCUCCACAUUUCAAUGUGACACCUCAUAAAAUGUUCAAAAGUUAGCCUAUUGUAUGUUUUGCAUUUAAAUAUUUAUAAUGUGGCCCUAUUCAGCCUGUGCCUUAUAAAUCACAGAAGAGCUGAGUUGUAUGUAUUUUUCAUUUAUAGGUCGUCUGCUAAAAAUCAUGAAUUGCCUUCUGAUUACUUAUUUUUUUCCCACCAUAUUGUGAUUUCCAUAAAUAUAUGUAGUUACUCUAGAGAAAACUUAAGGCAAAUACAUCCUGCAUAUAGCUCUGGUACAUUAAAAUACUGUAGCAUUUUAACUGAUUUGCUUUCUGAUUUUUCCUUCUUGCUUCUUAGUUAAAAAAUAAAUAAAACCAAUAUUAAAUGCUCACUUAAAUGGAUGUUAAAAUAGGUUUGUUCAUUUCUGUGACUGGAAGGAAAUACUUUGAGAAAUGGUUAUUGUGUUUAAUUAAAUGUUUCAAGUAACUUAUUUAUUACAUUUUUAUUGUGAAUCUUUCUCAUUAAGGAUGUUCCUUCUGGGGUUUACAAGGAACUGCCUCAGGACCAUUACUGAUUCUUCCCUCUGAUCAUUCGAUUUUAAUGCCACACUUGGCAGCUUCAUGAACAUAUAGUAUUAAGCUUUUCUCUGGUGAUUUAGAAUAAACCAAAAAGGACAAAUUUAAUUCUUCACCAAAUUUCAAGUCACCAAGUAAUGCUAGAAGUCAUAGAGGAAUAGGAGGUACUUUGAAAAUAAAAUUUGGUUAGAAAUAUAGUAGAAAUAAUAAACAUUUUUGUGGGUUUUACUAUGUGCCAGGUACUUUCUAAGCAUUUUAUUUAUGUAUAUUACUUCAUCUAAUAACAUAAUAUGUAUAAAAUGGAUAACUAAUAAGAACCUGCUGUAUAAAAAAAUAAAUAAAAUUCAAAAAAAUCAUCAUAACAAUUCUAAG
Messenger RNA from Globicephala melas (long-finned pilot whale), 4343 nucleotides. RefSeq names its product ARF like GTPase 6 (gene ARL6). Gene Ontology annotation, cellular component: axoneme; cytoplasm. Gene Ontology annotation, biological process: cilium assembly; vesicle-mediated transport; intracellular protein transport. Gene Ontology annotation, molecular function: GTPase activity; GTP binding. The record is from RefSeq and is a predicted model, not a curated record. Lineage: Eukaryota; Metazoa; Chordata; Mammalia; Artiodactyla; Delphinidae.